Messenger RNA from Cuscuta campestris, 1160 nucleotides. NCBI's taxonomy places the organism in Eukaryota, Viridiplantae, Streptophyta, Magnoliopsida, Solanales, Convolvulaceae. The record is from the annotation of a GenBank genome assembly.
AAAGAAGAGAAAGAGACUGUCAAUGGACGAAGAAGAGGGAAGUUCUGUUGUCUUGGCCCAAGAAUCACGGUGUACGGGAUGUGGAGAUUUUUUCUGAAUACGAGGCUGCAUUCUUUGAAGAGUUAACCAAGGUGGACAGAUGAAAAUGGAUGGAGUCAGAAAGACAUAUAGUUCCUUCAUGGGUAACCCAAUACCUUCAACUCCGCUAUUAAAUUGCUUUUCAAUUAAAGCAUGACCAAUAUAUGGAGAGAGUGGAUCAUCUCCCCCGUGCGAGAUAAAAAAAAAAGAUAUAUGCUGGGCAAUUCACAUGGCUGCGGGAGUUGAAGGGAAGGUGAACAAAGUGACGGGUAGCAAGCGUUCUCUUUCUCCACAGUUUCUUAUUAACAACUUCGGAGAUAGCGUUCAACAUUUUAAGAAAGUCGACAAGUUUCUUAAAGAAACAGGAUUACCGAAUGAAAAUGACUGUCCUUUUAUCGGUAGGAAGGUGAAACAUCACCAGAAGGUGCAAAAAAGUGACAUGGUCAAAGUUGUAAGCUCAGCUUGUGAGGAAGUAGGCUCAAAGCGUAUCAAGGACGAAGAUAUCUUGAAGCUGUUGGAUGAUGGACCAGUUGUUGCUGCGUUAGAGAGUACCGCGGCUUUGUCUUUGCUGGGCAAAUACGAAAUAUAUGCCCCACCUCCACAAGUGGGAAAUGUGAGACAUUGUGUACUCAUUGUUGAUCAUGGGGUGGAUCAAGAUGGCCGUACAUAUUGGCUAUGUCGAGACUCGCUAGGGAAACUUCAGGGUGACCAGGGAUAUAUUAGAGUAGAAAAAAAUAAAGAUUGAAAAGCCAAAUCGGCUUUUAUUGAAUUUUGGUCACCGAAGGACGUUGAAUAUGAACCUCAAAAGUGAUGCAGUUUCUGUAAUUUGCUGGUGAUCUUUUGGCUGGAGUGAUUAUUAAAUGAUUGUUGAAUGUCUAAUCAUGGGGCAAAUGUUGAAACUAUGAAUGUGAAAACUCGUGCUUGUUUGGUUAUGAUGAACUGUGGUUUCUGCGGAUAGAUGAUGGACCUUACGCUUGUUUAUGUACUCUUGAUGCUGUACAAUUCUUGGAAUGUUUUGAACAGUCUAUGCAUUUAACUUUCCUCUAUUAUGAUGGACCACGCAUUAAACUUUCCUUUAUGUA